Molecule: messenger RNA, 1486 nt
Organism: Exophiala viscosa
Lineage: Eukaryota; Fungi; Ascomycota; Eurotiomycetes; Chaetothyriales; Herpotrichiellaceae
Exons: 3
Coding region: 266-1264 (332 amino acids)
Source: RefSeq, a predicted model, not a curated record
AGGUUGACCAUUCUUGCCGGCAUAAUUCGACUGACGAUAUUCUCACCUGUCUUUCACUUCGGUUUCAUAUUGCGGGUUUCCAUAUUCAUCACCUCUGGCAUCCGGUGGCAUUCCUAUAAGAACCUUCGUUUUCCUCUUCUCACCUUUACAUCCUUCACCUUUUUACCUGAUUCCACCAUACCAUACCUCUUCAUCAGUGACAACCACUUUUCCACCAUCUCUCAUUCACAAUCCUUCAUCCUUGAUCUAUCCACACUCAAUCAGCAUGGCGGAAGACACUUCAUCCAACAAGUCGGUGGCUAUGACUCCUCGUGAGACUGAGAUACUGGUCACUUGCCUCCGUAACGUCAAAGGAGGUGAUCUCCAGAUCGAGUUCAACGCCGUGGCUGAAGAGCUUGGCUUGAAGGAUUCCGGCUCAGCUAGAACACAGUGGAACAAAGUCAAGACCAAGCUGUUCGGUAAGAAGCUAGCCACUGCUGCUGCCACUAACGCCGAUGGUGAGACCGCUACCGCGAAGCCCAAGACACCACGAAAGGCUGCCACUCCAAAAGCAGGAAAGAAGACUGCCAAGCCCGAGGUCACCGUCAAGGACGAGGAGGAAGACGAUGAUGCUGAUGGCAGUUCUUCUGCUACUACUGUCAAGAAUGAGGAUGGUGACGCUGAGAAAGGUCAGGUGUCGACUCCUAAGACUGCCGACACGCCAGCAUCAACCACUUCCGCCGGCAAGAAGCGAGGUCGCAAGACCAAAGCUGAAAAGGAAGCCGAAGCUGCCGCCAACGGUGAUGAUGGUGGUGACGAAGAGGAAGAACAGCCACCCAAGAAACAACGCAAGACUCCGGUGAAGAAGAAGACUACCCCAGAAGGCGAGGACGGUGCUGAGCCACCCACCCCGACCAAGCCCAAGAAAGCUGCUCCUCGCAAGUCUGCUGCCAACAAGAUCGCCGCUGCCGAUGGUGAGGAAACUGAUCAAGCUGCUGCUGCCGUCUCUAUGGCCAUUGUUGAAGAAGAAAAAGCAAAGAAGGAGAAGCUUGCCGCCGCCGCCCAGCUGGCGAAUAAUGUUCUAACGGGCAAGAAGGUGGUUAGUCCUAUCAUUCCUGACAACAACGGAUCCGCUGCUGCUCAGGUCACCGAGGAACAUCGUGAAGAGCCUGCCGUCUUUACCGCUGCAGUUGCGAACGGCGACAGCCAGGGCCAGAUCGAGCAGGACAACAAACAAGUCAUCGCUACCGUCGUGACUGACAUCGUCGCUCCGGCUACGGCGUGACUCAACAUUGUGAUCAGAAUUGCGUGGACUUAUCCCGGCACUGAUGGCACAAUGACAACCACCAUUGUCAACAUUGAGCUGAAUAUUCAUCGACCCGCGGAAUGAUAUUGGGUGCGAUGAACAAAUGGGCUGGUUUUCAGGGGAGGAAAAGACAGGAAUACAUGCGAAAUUGGCUGCAUGAUACAGAUACGGUGUGUCAAUGUGCUGAGAACGAGCUAAAUA